Messenger RNA from Erythranthe guttata (spotted monkey flower), 1491 nucleotides. Lineage: Eukaryota; Viridiplantae; Streptophyta; Magnoliopsida; Lamiales; Phrymaceae. The record is from RefSeq and is a predicted model, not a curated record.
AUGGGACCCUUACAACGUGAGGCAUUGAGUUCAAAUCCAUUUGGGCACUAUAUAGACAUGCCCAAAUUGGGGCACAGCUUUGCAAAGGUACAUAAUUUGUUGAUGAGAUAUAGUGUUGAUUCCAAUGAAUUUCAGUUCGGGGAUAGAAAAAGUCCGAUUGCUGUCCCGUUUGAUCCGGUAGAAUUUUCUACAACGCUGGGAUUAUACAAUGACGGACAGGCAAUUGACAUCAAUCUGAAAACCGACGCCUCUUGUCCUAUUGUUACUAACCUCUUCGAUGGAGAUCUUAAAAAUGCGAACCGAAAUCGUAUUGCUACUAUGCUGGAAGAGUAUGCAUAUAAUGAUGAAAAAGUGGAAGACUUCAUUCAAGAGGAGAAAUUUGGUGGCCGAAAUACAUUUGCAGUUGGUGAUUCGUCGAUGGAUACCUCUCGUCUUCAGGAUAAAGAAAACCAAAUUGCAUUGUUGAAGAAAACCAUCAAAAAAUUGAAGCAAAAGAUAAAGAAGAAGACAUUCGAAAGAAGGAAAAAAGUAACAAAGGUCAAAAGAACAGCAAGAAAAAAGAAAGCCAAGGAUAGAGUAGAUCGGGAGGAGGUCACUGAAGAUCAAGAAGGGGAUGUGGUACAAGAAAACCAGGAGGGAGACAGCGAAGAAAAGAAAGAAGAGGAAAAGGGUAACGGUGGAGAAGAAGCGGAGAAAGCGGGGGAGAUGGUCACCGAAGAUGAAGGGGACGGGGUACAAGAAAACCAGGAGGGGGAAAGAGCAGAGGACGAAGUCAAGAAAGAAGAGGAAAAGUACAACGAUGGAGAAGAAAAGGAAAAAGCGGAGGAGAUGAAUAAUCUUGACACCACCACACGUAACCUAUGUGCGGAAAUACUCUAUGAUUAUUCAGAUGAUGAAAAUGAAAAAGAAGAUGAUAACGGGGAACAGACACUGGUUGUCUACAGUCCUCCAUGCAUGCAUAUAUGGUUUUGCUGUACACGAUAUACUUCGAUAUUGUACAUGAUAUACAACCUAUGUGCGGAAAUACUUCAUGAAGGCGAAGAUGAUGAAAAUGAUCAUAACGGGGAACAGAGGAAUGAGGACGAUGGAGAUAGACAGGCACUUGUUGUCUACACUCCGUCAUCCAUGAUUAAGAGGAUCAGACAGAGAGGUGACCGCGUGGUGAAGAGAAAGGAGCUUGAUUUUGUCACUCCGAGAUCCACCAAAAGGCAACGGAGAGAACGUCGACGUGGACGGGAACAUGGUAGGGGGCGCGUUAGUCCUUUAUCAGUUGAAAUUGCAGAUGUCAUGGAUGAUUCACUUACACCGUAUAAAGGGCAACUCGGUUACACAGGGCGGGUUGAGAUUCAAGAUCGGAAAAGAGCAGUCAUUGAUGAAAUUUAUCAAUUAAUAAUGCGAGUCACCUCGCAUAAUAAAUUCAUCAAUGACCGCUCUUUUCCGAUCUUGAAUCUCAACCCGCCUUGUGUAACCGAGUUGCCCUUUAUACUGUGA